Molecule: messenger RNA, 1164 nt
Organism: Dermatophagoides pteronyssinus (European house dust mite)
Lineage: Eukaryota; Metazoa; Arthropoda; Arachnida; Sarcoptiformes; Pyroglyphidae
Product: deoxyhypusine synthase-like
Source: RefSeq, a predicted model, not a curated record
AUGUGUCACUCAAAACCAGUAUCAGAAUCUGCCAAACUGGUUUCGAUGAAGCGUUUUAAUGAGAACUCUACGAUUAGCGAAGUGCUGGAUUCGUACCAAUAUUUUGGAUUUCAAGCCACAAACGUGGGUAAGGCCGCAAAGAUCUUAAAGCAAAUGUACGAAUGGCGCUUGUCUUCGGAACCUCUGACGAAAGAAGAAGAAGAAGAGCUGGUGGACAUGCAAAACAACGACGGAACCAUUUUUUCGUGGGCUAGCCCAGAAAUUAGGCCCGUCACACGAGCUACCAUUUUUUUAUCUUUUACGAGUAACAUGAUCAGCUGCGGUUUGCGCGACACUUUUGUCUACUUGGCAAAACAAAAUUUGGUGGACUGCAUUGUCACAACCGCUGGUGGCAUAGAAGAAGAUUUUAUUCGUUGUUUUGGAAAAUUUGUAGUUGGAGACUUCCACAAAAUAAAAGGACCAAAACUGCGUGCAGACGGUUGGAAUCGCAUUGGAAAUAUCUACGUCCCGAACGAGAACUACGUAAAAUUUGAAAGUUGGCUUUUGCCAAUUCUCGAUUUCAUGUUGGAACAGCAGAUCAAGCUAAACUACAACUGGACGCCUUCGAAAAUGAUUGCCCUGAUGGGGAAAAUCAUAAACGACGAAUCGAGCUUGUACUACUGGUGCUACAAAAACAAGAUUCCUGUUUUUUGUCCAGCAAUAACAGACGGUUCCCUUGGAGAUUGCUUAUAUUUUCACUACAAAAAUAAAGAUACCAAGUUGAAAAUUGAUACAAUAGAAGAUAUAAUAUUUAUGAACGAAACUGCAAGAACUGCUAAAAAAUCCGGCAUAAUCAUAUUGGGAGGGGGGCUUCCGAAACAUCACGUGUGCAACGCCAAUUUAAUGAAAAACGGAGCGGAUUUCGCUGUUUACAUCAAUACAGGCCAGGAAUUCGACGGCUGCGAUUCGGGCGCUUCGCCAGACGAAGCGAUUAGCUGGGGAAAAAUAAAUUCCGAGGCUCAGUACGUAAAAGUGAACUCGGACGCUAGCAUUGUUUUUCCGUUAUUGCUUUGUGGCGUCAUAAAAAAUUAUACUGAUUUCAAAAAAAGUGCGAUUAGAACUUCUCCUUACUACACAAAUUACUACCCAAAUGUUGACAUUUUUAAUUUAGAGUUGAAUCAUUAG